Molecule: messenger RNA, 381 nt
Organism: Verticillium dahliae VdLs.17
Lineage: Eukaryota; Fungi; Ascomycota; Sordariomycetes; Glomerellales; Plectosphaerellaceae
Exons: 2
Coding region: 1-381 (126 amino acids)
Source: RefSeq, a predicted model, not a curated record
AUGUCGUCUCCCGCCGCCCAACGUCCCGCCGGCCGCGCUGCCCCGCGCCCUGCGCCCGUGGACACGUUCUCCCAGGGCACCCUCGCCGCGUCCCUCCUCGUGAGCGCCGUCGCCUACGCCGUCAUCGCCGGCGUGGCCUACGGCGACUUCGACACCCUCGUCGCCGGCAACGAGUCGCUCAUCCUCGUCGUCCCCGUCGCCCUGACGCUGCAGAUCAUGGGCCUCCUCAUCGGCAGCCAGGAGAGCCUGCCGCGCGACUACUACAUGCUGGCGCUGCUCAACGGGUCUUUUUACGCCGGCAUGCUGGCCGAGGCCGUGACUGGCGUGACGGGCUUGCUCGUGGGAGGCGAUGGCGCCAAGGCACCGCGGAAGCAGGACUGA